Messenger RNA from Salvia miltiorrhiza (redroot sage), 636 nucleotides. RefSeq lists its product as uncharacterized. NCBI's taxonomy places the organism in Eukaryota, Viridiplantae, Streptophyta, Magnoliopsida, Lamiales, Lamiaceae. Gene Ontology annotation, biological process: base-excision repair. Bases 1 to 636 code for a protein of 211 amino acids. Gene Ontology annotation, molecular function: phosphoric diester hydrolase activity; DNA-(apurinic or apyrimidinic site) endonuclease activity; double-stranded DNA 3'-5' DNA exonuclease activity. The record is from RefSeq and is a predicted model, not a curated record. The transcript has a single exon. Gene Ontology annotation, cellular component: nucleus.
AUGAUUGUUAUUUCUUACAAUAUUAGAAGCUUGGGGAACAUUGCUAAGCAGAGAGACUGUCGCGAUCUUAUCAGUUCGGAGAAAGCAGAUUUGUGUUUUAUUCAGGAGUCAAAACUGGAGGAAUUUUCUGAAUCUUUGUGCUAUUCGUGGUGGGGCGCAAACAACUGUAAGUGGGCGGCGAGAAAUUCGGAAGGCAGAUCGGGGGGAAUCUUGUGCGCCUGGAAUAAAGAUUUAUUCUUUGUCUCCAGUAAGUGGGAUUUUCCCGGUGCCGUGAUUAUUAUCGGGGUGUGGAGACCCAAUAAUCUGAGGUGCUGUUUCGUGAACGUCUAUGCACCCUCUAAUCCCUCAGAGAAGCAUGUUCUGUGGGAUAUGAUCAGGGUGUUUGUUGAUCAGAAUAAGGACCUUUGCCUGUGUGUCCUAGGAGAUUUUAAUGCAAUCAGAGAUCCUGGGGAGCGUGUGGGAAGUGGAGAACCCUACGGGGCGACGGAGACAAGACUUUUUGAUCUGUUUAUCCGGGAGAGUGAACUGCUGGAAAUCAGAACUCAAGGAAGAAAGUUCACAUGGUAUCAGCCAAACGGGAGGUGCAAAAGCAAGCUUGAUAGGUUUCUUGUCAACAAGAAGUGGAUUACAGAAUAG